GAACAUUGGAUUCAAUGUUGAAUUGAGCGCUCAUUUCAAUGCUAUCACUGUUUUUGUUGUGAAAAAGUUUCACUAUUUCUAUGAAACACAUGAUAACCGAUAAUGUCUUCAGAUUACAAGCUAUUGCGCGAAGACUUCAUCCGCGGUCACAACGGAUCCACUGCCUCGGAAGUGGUGGCCAUCACUUGUGUGAACCAAUUGGCAAAUCUACUGCUCAUCGCUGUCUUAUCUCUAUUCCCGGUCUUAACUGAACCCAAUCACCUAUGGAUCCGCUAUUCAAUCGAAUUCUUCAUUAUAAUGACUCCUUUCAUCACUUGUAUCACCAUUUUAUCCGAUUAUAUAUUCUUCGUGUAUUUGGCAAUCAUUUCGCUGACAGUCAUCGCAAUUGUGUUGUGUUUUAUGCGAAGACAAACCAAACAAAUAGUUGUGAAAGACUUACUUGAAUUGUGUCCAAACUAUGAGCAAAGACUGCCAUUUCUAACCAAUCUCUUCUCAACACUUAUGCAAUGCGUUUGUAUAGCCAUUCUUGCGGUCGACUUCCGUGUCUUCAGCCGACGUUUCGCCAAAACAGAGAUCUAUGGCUUCAGUCUCAUGGAUGUCGGCGUCGGCUCUUUCAUCGCUAUUAACGGCGGCUUUUCUCCCGAAUCCCGAUUAGGAAGUGAUUCGCGAAAUAAACGAAUGUUUCUCUUUAAGAAGACUGUCUUCUCAACGGUUCCACUCAUUGUAUUGGGUUUUCAACGACUUAUUGCUGUUAAGAGUCUUGAAUAUCACGAACACGUGACUGAAUAUGGAGUUCACUGGAACUUCUUCUUCACUCUCGGUCUCUCUAAAAUUUGUCUCAAUUGUGGUUUAAGUGAAUUCAUACAAAACGACAACAGAAAUGGUUUGUUUGCCGCAAAUAAAGAGGGAAUCCUUUCGCUGUUUGGAUACAUAUCAUUGUAUUUGAUUUUUGUGGAAAUCGGAAAAUACAUCGUAAACCUCAAUGACACAUAUAUUGAAAGCACUUCGCGACGAGAAAUGAACCUCUCAUUUGUCUUUUGGAUGGUUUCAUUGAACUCCUUAUUUAUUGGUAUGGAGUUUGCUAUUCAAACACUUGUCCAUUGUUUGCAACACUUGAAUGUCUUGGGUUCGGGUGAUACACAUCGAAGUAUUAUAUUCUCGGCCAUAGGUUACAGCGGAAUGUUAUUAUUCUUGGUCUCCAACCUAUUGACGGGUUUAAUCAACUUUACAAUCAAUACGAUCUCUGUUUCCAAUUCAAUAGCAUUUGCUAUUAUAGUCAUCUAUAGUCUAAUACUGUCUAUUAUUUCUGUGAUUUUAUUUCAUUAUAAAAUUCAGAUCAAAAUUCCAGUCAAACAAAAGUCAGAU
Medioppia subpectinata is the source of this 1365-nucleotide messenger RNA. The record is from the annotation of a GenBank genome assembly. NCBI's taxonomy places the organism in Eukaryota, Metazoa, Arthropoda, Arachnida, Sarcoptiformes, Oppiidae.